AUCGACGACGACGGCGGUCUUCCGCGCUCGUUCUCGUAAACGAGACCGAUUGUCUUCCAAGGAGUGUCUUCCGCAGUCCCCCGCCGUCUUCCCACGAGAUACCUCCUCUCCGGCCGAUUAGAUCGAACGUCAUCAUCAUCGUUGUGCGAUUCACACGAAUUCCCGGAGCUCGUAAGACGACGGACUCGGAGAUGAAGAGACUAAUUCAGCGCUAAACCGCUCCUAAUUCCAGGGAAUUAUUCAACGAAACCGGAGUUAUCCGUGAGAGAAGCGCACGAACAUUCUCGAAAGGAUUCUAGAAUUAUUAAAAAAAGUCGGAAUCUGCGAAGAGGAGCAUUAGAGAUGCAAGGCAUUAGAGAUGCAUAAAAAUGAAGUAGCGAUCUCCCAUUCUCUUGCUACGCGACCAAAAAAUACCAUUGCCAGAAAAAUUAGAUUUCUAAAGAGCGAACGAGAUGCGUGAAUAUUGUUGACUGCUCCUCGUUUUUUCCAGAAAUGCACGGAAUGAAAAACCAUUAUUGUUGCUGGAGAAAAAUGAUGAUUAGCAAAAAGUAAACGCGUGCGAAAGUGCGCGAGUAUUAAGGAGUUCCGUUCAAAGGAAAGAGAAAGAGAGAGAGAGAAAGAGAGAGAAAAUAGAAAAAUAUUGUUGCUAGAAAAAUAAAAAUCCAUAAAGAAAGUAUAUCUGUCCUCUUGAAACGUACAAAUAUCAAGAGAUCAUCUAUCGUGCUCGACCUCACUUCGUUAUCUGAACGACGCGGGCAGGAAUUUUCUCAGGAAACGCUUCGCUCGGGACGCCUCCUCUCGAACAUUCCGUCCAACGAAUCUUCCAACGAAUCGUCCGACGAAGAUCCGCGAACCUGUGCCUCUCACGCGGUGUUUUCUCUCAAGACGUAGACUUCGCCGCCGCCGCCGCGCGCUGCCGGGAGGGGAUCAUCGGGCGAGAGCGCGGUCCCGGCGUGGUGUGUGCUCCGGCCUCCGUAGUUCGAUGACAAACGAACAAGAUUUGGUGCCUACCCAGCGUGCGUGAGCGGAUCCUCGGGCACGAGGGCGCCGCGCCGAGGAGAUCGUCCUCGACCACGACGAUCGCGGCGACGACGAGGGCGAUGCUGCGCUCGCCGGCGCGCGGCGCCGUCACCGUCCUACGGGAGCCCUCCACCGCUUCCGCUUCCGCCGCGGCGGCGACGGCGGCGGUCGCGGUGGCGUCCUCGGCCACCACCGUCUCGGCGCCGCCGACGCCGGUGCACCACGGCGGCGCCGGUGCCGGUACCGGUGGCUCGAGCAGCGCCUCCUCCUCGCGCCUCUCCCUGCUCGACACCUGCCACAGGAAGAUCAGGCUCUUCGGCGAGCUAGUCGCAAAAGCCAGACGAAAGGAGAAGGAUGCGGGAACCACGGAGGAUCCGAAAUUGUACCUGGAGGAGGCCGCCCUCGAGAGGCAGCUGCCGGAGUUGGACCUGAGGAUGUUAGUGGACCUACCGCCCGGCCUGGACUACAACGAAUGGCUGGCAUCGCACACUCUCGCACUGUUCGACCAUAUUAAUCUUGUUUACGGCACGAUAUCCGAGUUCUGCACCAUGACGGGCUGUCCCGACAUGACCGGACCGGGCUUAAGAACGUAUCUGUGGUUCGACGAAAAGGGGAAGAAAACGAGAGUAGCGGCGCCGCAAUAUAUAGACUACGUUAUGACAUUUACGCAACGCACCGUUAGCGACGAAACUAUAUUCCCUACAAAAUACGCGAACGAGUUCCCGAGCUCGUUUGAGUCGAUAGUGCGUAAGAUCCUGCGGCUACUGUACCACGUGGUGGCACACAUCUACCACUGCCACUUCAGAGAGGUGGCACUCUUGGGGUUGCACGCUCACCUCAAUUGUGUAUUUGCCCACCUCACGCUCCUUAAUCAACGCUUCAACCUUAUAGACCCCAAGGAAACGGAGAUACUGGGAGACCUAGAGGCCGCUCUCUUGGGUGAUUCGACAUCCGCGCCUUCGCAGACCUUAGCCAUCCAGGAGACUCCGACCACCACAAGCACCACCAGUACCACCUAGAUCGCCGCGAUGCGUCAUAGUGAGCGAGCAGAGGUUGCAGUUCCUGAGACUAGGUGACGAAUAGGCGAUUCGUUGGUUCGUUUGCGUUCUUUUUGUCUUCUUCUUUUCUUUUUAUAGACCACAUGCGAAAAAUAGAGUUUAUUGCGAUACGAUAUCGGCCGGUGAACUGUAAGAGGAAGAGUGAGAGUAUAUAUGUAUGCGUGUGUGCACGGACGUCCGAAUGAGUGAGUGAAAGAGAACGGCGAUUCUGUAAAACAAGAAGAAAAAAAAAAUGAUACCAGUAGUACCUGUACAUAGCGAAGUGUGAACAACUACAUGAUGUAAUUAGGUUCCUCCGUUUGUUGUUUGUGAGAUUGUACAUAAUUUAUUAAAUGGUAAGAUAUAGGAGAGAACGAGAGAGAGAGAAAGA
Messenger RNA from Linepithema humile (Argentine ant), 2448 nucleotides. Lineage: Eukaryota; Metazoa; Arthropoda; Insecta; Hymenoptera; Formicidae. The record is from RefSeq and is a predicted model, not a curated record.